Molecule: messenger RNA, 867 nt
Organism: Hippoglossus stenolepis (Pacific halibut)
Lineage: Eukaryota; Metazoa; Chordata; Actinopteri; Pleuronectiformes; Pleuronectidae
Biological process (GO): DNA catabolic process
Cellular component (GO): cytoplasm
Molecular function (GO): nucleic acid binding; 3'-5'-DNA exonuclease activity
Source: RefSeq, a predicted model, not a curated record
AAGUCAGUGAUGAUUAUGAGAUAGUAUGUGAUGCUUCUGAGAUAGUAAGUCAUUGCGGUUCUGCAUUGCGUUGCAAUGAAUCUUUUAUUUUGAAAAUGUUGGGAUUUCCGGUCGGGGCCGUCGCUGGUGUUUAAAACAUGGAGGGAGAGUUUUCAUGAUGAAACACACGUAGCGUCACGUCGCUGUAUAUAAGCUAUACACAUUCUGUUUAUACAAGCUGUCAGUACCUCUGCCUUAUGUAUGGACAGCAUGUGAGAGUCAGGUGUUAUAAAGUGUGUCGUGAUGCAGGAGUCACAGUCUGUGGUUUUCUUUGACCUGGAGACGACUGGACUGGGUCAGAGUUGUGACAUCGUCCAGUUGGCGGCAGUGAGUGGAGGACACUUGCUCAACCUUUACGUCCUCCCACGCUGUCGGAUGGAGCCGGGAGCAGCCAGAGUCACUGGCUUCAGGGUUCGCAGACAGAGGCUGUACCUCCAUCGCCAGCUUGUCCUCACCAAUUCCCUGCGAGAGGUCCUGGUCUCCUUUAUAGCUUUCCUUCGAAUGCUCGGACGCCCGCUUGUCAUCGGCCACAACAUUCGUCGCUUCGACUGCCGUCUGCUGUCUCGAGCUCUUGACGAACUGGACCUCAAACGGAUUGCUCAUCGAUCCUCGGGCUGCGUCGACACUCUUCCAUUGGCCAGUGAGAUGCUGAGGGACGCUGCCUCCAAGAGUUUUCGACAGGAGAUUCUGGUGAAGGAGCUGCUGGGUGUGACCUACAAGGCCCAUGAUGCUUUGGAGGAUGUGCGAGUGCAGGCUCUCUACAGUGUGCUUCAGCCCACGCAGAGUUAGUUUGAGCAUAUGUUUACUCUGGACACCAUGGAGCCUUAA